CUUCAGCGGUGACGUCACGAGGAUUGUUACAUUGUAUCCGCACAGAGUGAGCUCAGAGUGUGGAGAUACACAGAGCAGAGAGAGCCUGGUAUUGGGGAGACUGAGGGAGCACCCCUAGAAAGAGACCAGGACAGGCCGACUGGAGAGCUGAGGGGGGAGUCUGGACUAACACACAACAAGAUGCCGUCUGAACGGCCCUUUAAACACAGGAGGAGCUUCGCCGAACGUUGUGCAGAAGUUCGCCAAAUCCGCGAGCAGCACCCUAAUAAAAUCCCGGUCAUUAUUGAACGAUACAAGGGAGAAAAGCAGCUUCCUGUGUUGGAUAAAACCAAAUUUCUGGUUCCUGAUCACGUGAAUAUGAGCGAGCUGGUGAAGAUUAUCAGGCGCCGACUGCAACUGAAUCCGACCCAAGCCUUCUUCCUCCUAGUGAAUCAGCGUAGCAUGGUGAGCGUAUCUUCCGCCAUUUUGGAUAUAUAUGAACAGGAGAAGGAUGAAGAUGGCUUCCUGUAUAUGGUGUAUGCUUCACAGGAAACCUUCGGUUAAUAAAUGUCCUCGGCCCAUCUGGCUCCACGGUGUAUGUUGACCCAAGUCUACAAACCAAUUCACUAACACUUGCUCCUAUGUAGAUAGAUAGACACACACACACACACACGGUUAGCGACACUUAAGUACCCACUCAUACUCUGGUAUUGUACAAACAUUCCACCUAGGUUUGCACGUUAACUUGUGUGCAGACUGCCUACUCAAUAUACACAUUCUCUCGUUCAUAUACAAGCACACAAAUACUUUUUCAGCUGCACACGGAGAGACCUGCUUUCUGUUCACACACUUUCUUUUGCCCAAGCACAGCAGGGUUACCUAGUAAUAAUAGUAAAGAUUGUGUGUAACUAAUUGUUGACCUGUUUUGUGUACCGAGGAUUCUUCGCCUUUGUAUACACUGUGUACCUUGUAGAUAGAAAAUGUCGACCUUUCGAGUUACAUCCCCCGCUUAUUACAUUUCCUUUUAAAAUAUUUAAGAGUCACCUUUUUUUGUUAGCAGCACAACCUUUAGCUUGUGAGGGUGUUAAAUGCCCCAGCAAACCAAACUACCCCUUUGCCUUGGAGUUAAUGUUAUGGCUGCCAAAACAAAACAAAAAAAAACGGUAUUUUAGGUAUUUUCUGCCGUAACCGGUUAGGUUUUUAAUGUUACUUCAACGGGUUACAAAAAGAAGUUUCAGCAGUAGCUAUAAUCCAGCCUGUUUUUUUUAUUUGUAUGUCUGUUUUAAUUAGCCUGAUGUGGGCAAAAUGUUUUUAAAUGUACAUUUUAGUUGUAGAGAUUUAGACUCAUUGAUAUGAUUAUGGAACACGUGUAUCAAUGUAAAUGUUCACUAUAAGCUUUUUGCCAUCCUGAUUUUCUGUUUACUCUGUUGUAUUAACUGUUUGGGGGACGGGGGUCUACCUUUUAGAAUUGACAUGGAGUGAAAUUGAUUUUCCCCUCCCAAUGAAUAAAAUAUAUAGAAACCAAUGUGUAUAUAUAGAGAUGUACCACAUGUAUAAAGAUAAAUAAAUACAAUAUUGUGUCAGA
Molecule: messenger RNA, 1564 nt
Organism: Pelobates fuscus (common spadefoot toad)
Lineage: Eukaryota; Metazoa; Chordata; Amphibia; Anura; Pelobatidae
Gene: MAP1LC3A
Product: microtubule associated protein 1 light chain 3 alpha
Exons: 4
Coding region: 181-543 (120 amino acids)
Biological process (GO): cellular response to nitrogen starvation; macroautophagy; autophagosome assembly
Cellular component (GO): autophagosome; cytosol; autophagosome membrane
Molecular function (GO): microtubule binding; ubiquitin protein ligase binding
Source: RefSeq, a predicted model, not a curated record